GUUAGGCCUAUCUGCACGAGAACCCCAAGAAAACGAAAGUCUGACUGGCGGAUUCCGUAUCCUACUGCACAAAGUUCAUUCUCUGAAGACUUCAAGUUAGUACUGUUGAUAUCUACAAAUGCAACAGAUGAUGAUAUAGUGCUAUAACAGUAUCAUUUUUUAAGGAUACAAUGUCUGCAGUAAAAAAAAGAACAACCAGAAACUCACCAAAUAUCCGUGAAGAAAGAAAUUCAGAAGAAUUGGACACUUCACAGGAAGAUUCCUACACAGGGGAUGAAGAUCAAAAGAGGAAUGAAUCGCCUGAAUCACUUAAGACACGCAAAUUAUCUAAAUCACCAACUGCUAGUCCAAAGGAAUCUACACGAAAACGUAAACCAUCAAAAUCCAUCCAAGAAAAGGGAGCUACACCAAGUACCGGUAGUUCACGUGUAGAUGCUGCACAAGAUACUGAAGAUAGCACACAAGAUACCGAAGAUAGCACACAUGAAAAACUAUUCUUAUCAUUUGUACUUAAAGUAAUCAUUUUAGCCAUUAUUGCUAUACUGUUAUACAUGUAUUAUAUGAACCCACAGAUGUUACAAGUUGGCACAUAUCAGAAUGCAGAGAAUAGCAAUUCCACUGCCCCACUUGUGAAGAUAAAAGACUUUAAAAAAUAUUUGUCAGAAUUACAACACAUCUUUACAACCCAAGACAAAGAUUUCUGGAAGAAGAUCAAAGUUCCAGUCCUGCGUGUUAUCAAGGAGGAAGAACCGGAAUAUCCGGCUGUCCUUCUGUUGGUUGUACCAAAAGGGGAAAGCACGUCUCAAACCGCCACCUGUCUUGCCAAAAAAUACAGAUCCAAACUAAGUGAACUGUACAGAGGCAGUGGAAACAUCAAUGAAGCGUAUAUAGAUGCCCAAACUCUCUCGUCAUCAGGGUCAGUUGAAAAUAUCAAAUAUGACCUGGACAAUAAAAUAAAGGAGUUGUUGGAUAAUACAAACACAGAGCUACCGACCAUGGUCAUUGAUCACAUCGAGGCUCUCGAUCCCAACGUCAUGCUGCUCUUCCAUGGUUACUGUGAUGGGGACUAUGCACCUCACAAGAAAGCACUGAUUUUGUUUGUCCUUCAUACUAACUUGGAUUCCAAGGAGAUUAAAAAUUUGGACAGAACUGUUGAUGGGCUGUUGCAGUCUCUUUGGGGGAAAAAUCUCGAUGCUGAUAAAAUUCCUCCAUUGAUUGCUAGGAUUGCUAAUAACAAAGCAAUGAUUCACGAGGAAAAAAUGUCAUCUCUUACAAAUAGUGGAUGUUAAGAGACUUAGAAAUGUGAUAAUUUUCAUCAUUAUUUGACAUUAAAAACUUCACGUAAAACUGUUGAGUAAAAAUGCUGAUUUGUUCUAGAUAUAAUCUAGAUUUUUUCUAUGUUAGCUGUUUAAUAUGGUUUUUGCUCAGUAAUUAGUGAACCUGUCCAAAGACAGUCAUUUCUAGGGAGAAGCUCUUUUAAACAAGUUUAGCUUAAGGUGAUAUGGGACACUUCCAUGUUGUAAUAUAUUGUUUAUUAAAUAAACAAUUAAAUUAAGUGUAAUUAUAUAAGUAAUUUCUUUCCAUAAAUGGUCACCUAACUCCGUAGCCCAGUGGGUUAGAGGGUUUACUACAAACCUAUAAGUCAUGAGUUCAAAUCCAGCUGGGUUUUUUUCAAUUUUUACCUUUUCAAAUAUUUUUAAAGGCUAUUUUUUGGUUAAAUAUUGUAAAAUUUGAAAAUUCUAAACCGGUGAAAAUUUUUCAAUUUUAUAGUGCGGUACUUUAAUCAACAUUAAUAUCGACAGAUGUCCCAUACCACCUUAAACAAGAGGCACAUGGGCCUUAACAGUUGCCUUAGUGUAGUCACUCUGUCUUCAAUCUGGAUGUACCCUUUGGAGCAAAGAUUAAUGAAGAUGUAGAAACUUAUUUUGCAUAUUACCAUAUUUUAAAAAUACAAUUCAAAACCAAAAGUAUUUUCAAGAGGUUUCACAUUCUUCACUUUUAUGGUGAAAAUAUUUUGUAUAUAAUCUGAACUUUAUGAUUAUUUUUUUUUUCACAUGUCAUUGAAUAAAUUAAAAGACGCACAUGUAAA
Molecule: messenger RNA, 2089 nt
Organism: Magallana angulata
Lineage: Eukaryota; Metazoa; Mollusca; Bivalvia; Ostreida; Ostreidae
Exons: 2
Coding region: 171-1289 (372 amino acids)
Biological process (GO): membrane organization
Cellular component (GO): membrane
Molecular function (GO): ATPase activator activity
Source: RefSeq, a predicted model, not a curated record